UUAAAUUUUAAUCGUAAUAUAUUGUAGGAGUAUGGUCUUUAUUUCUAAAUUAUUUGAUAUAGCCAUUUUAUUUAUGAACAUGACAGCUGAUUGCCAACGUAAAAAACGAAUAAAACGUAAACGUCAGAGGGAGGUUUAGCUCAGAUGAUUAUUUAUUAUUUUACAAAUAUUUAUUUACUGAGUAUUGGUAAUUAAAAUAAUGGAGUUUAUUGAACUGAUACAUAUAAACAAAUUGGAUGGUGUUAUCCUCAAGUAUCCGCACCAAGACAACGUGGAUGGAACUGUGUGUAUAACUGGGCAUCAUCUCAUAUUGAGUUCGCGAAAAGAAGGCGUUCACGAACUAUGGCUUCUUCAUAAGAACAUAGACAGUAUAGAAAAGAAGGAGAACAAACCAAUCAGUGGAGUCAGCCAAGGAGGCUCUCUCUUCCUCAAAUGCAAAGACUUGAGGAUAUUCCAGCUAGACAUAGCUACUACCAAUGAGUUGAACCAAAUGCAACAGACACUGGAAAACUUAUCCGGAUUGCAGGAUCCCGGCCUGUUCUACCCGUUCUUUUAUAGACAUAUGCAUCCUAUUGUGGAAAAUGGAUACACACUAUACAGCAUAGAGGGUGAAUUCACAAAAGUACUGGCGACAGAGGAAUGGCGCGUUUCCCGCGUAAAUCAGAACUAUGGCGUAUGCUCGAGCUACGGGAAGGCAGUGGUGGUGCCCAAAUGUGUUGAUGAUGAUACUCUAGUUGCUGCAGCCACUUUCAGGCAAGGAGGACGGUUUCCUGUGCUGUCUUAUAGGCAUAAUAAUGGAGCAGUACUAAUGCGCGCUGGCCAGCCUCUAUACGGUCCAAAGCACCGGCGGUGUAGACCUGAUGAGGCGAUACUUAACGCUGUGGUGGCAGCUGGUACCAAAGGCAUUAUAUAUGAUUUGAGGAGCUCUAACUCGAUAUCACAGCAGCAGAAUAAAGGUGGUGGAAUAGAAAGUAAUUCCAACUAUUCCCAGUGGAAAAUCUACAACAGAUCUAUGGAUGAGGUGGACAACCAGCAGCCUCUGUUAGAUAGCUACUCUAAAUUAAUAGAUGCAUGCAACGACCGUGAGAUAUCGAGUGACAAGUGGGUGUCGCGGCUGGAGUCGUGCGGCUGGCCCGAGAGCGUCCGCAACUCGCUGCACACUGCCUGCAUCGUCGCGCAACAUAUACACCAGAAGGCGGAGCCCGUGUUAGUGCACGGCACGCGAGGUGAAGACGCCACACUGCUGGUGUGCUCUCUAGUCCAGAUCAUACUCAACCCUGACUGCAGAACUAUAAGGGGUCUACAAGCCCUUAUCGAACGCGAAUGGGUACAAGCAGGCCACCCUUGGUACUCCCGGCAGCGUGUCGGUCCAUACGGUCCCCCGACCCCUCGGGCGGCUCCCACCUUCCUGCUGCUGCUGGACUGCAUCAGGCAGUUUCUGGAGCAGUUCCCCUGCAGCUUCGAGUUCCGACAGAGCUUCCUUAUCACGCUGUUUGAGCACUCGUAUGCUAGUCAGUUUGGUACAUUCAUGUGCGACAACGAACAAGAACGCGAAACCCGAGGGGUCUACACCCAGACGACCAGUCUGUGGUCAUGGCUGAACCAGCCGGACGAGCUGCCGAAGUUCAUCAACCCGCUGUACGACCCCACGCCCAACGUCAUCUGGCCAUCAGUGGCGCCCAUGAGCUAUGUUAUAUGGGAAGAGCUAUACCUCCGCUGGCUCGUCCAACAGCACACAGAAGAACGCGAGGAACAAUACAGGCACAUCCGCGCUCGCGAGCAGCAGCUCCGUGCGCACGCGCAGCACAUGCGCCGCGAGCUGUUCGACCUCGCGCAGCAGUACUACGCGCACAAUAUACACGAUAAGUAACUAACAGUCAGUAUGUAUGGCCGUAACCAAUAUUCUAUAAAAUAAAUAAAUUUCCUUGUCAAAGACUCGCAGACCGAUCGACCAUAAGGCUGGAAACAGUGCUCGACCGAUGGUCAACGCUUACGGUACGCGUGUGAUUUAGUAUGUGACUCGGUCUGGACGUACGGUCAGCACUGACCGUCGGCCGAGCACUGUUUCCAGCCUUAGGGGGUAAUCAUGACCAUUUGUUCCGUGUUCCGGAAGGCACGGUAAACUGGUGGCUCCCGGCUGUCAUUUGAAAAUCUUUGGCGAUGGUUAUGGGUAGUCAAAAGAUGGAAAGUUUGUCAAUGGGUCUUACCAAGGGGCCAAGGAAGAAACUUGCAAGAAUUCAAAACAUACCUUAAAAGAGAUUGAAUAUUGACAUUUGCCAUACAAGUAAUGUCUAAUUCGUAUUUCUAGUAAGCAAAACAAAAGAGAGAUAGGAUAUUGGGAACGGCCGCUAGUGUAGAUAGAUUAGUGCUAAGCCUGUAGAAUUGUAGAUAGCCUAAAAAUUACGUCACAGAUUUUGGUUUAAAUAUGUGACGAAAGACCAAAGAAGCUGCGUGUGGGUAUGACUGGAGACUAACCGCAGACUUUAUAUGCCUUGCCAUAAUGAGCACUUACAAGCCUAAAAAAACUGAAUGUUUGCAUAUGCCUAUGCCGUGAAAUCACGUGUUUAUACACAUAAAUAUACAAAUCCAUCUCAGAUGUCUGAAAUUCAAGAUACUUGUUGAUAAUGUCAUUGCCCUGUACUUCUAGGGACGUUUGCCUCCAUUCAUGCCUAUAAGCUUCUCAUAUAACUCCCAAACAUUAUAUUACGCAACGAUAGUGUUGGAAAAGCUUAUUGAAAGAGUAUAUCGACAUUAAAAUACUCGUUUUUCGAAUUUUGCUGAACAGCUGUGAGCUUAAAGCUAUGCUGAAGUGCUUUUUAGAAAAGGUCUUCUUCAGGAGAAUAAAAAUGAUAGCGAUAUUAUAGUUAAAGGAUGUUGCCAAAUUGAUUCAAAGAUAGUGAUGGGAUUUGUAUUUUAACACUGGAUUGUAGGCAAGUAGGAAAAAAAAAUUGUUGCCAAUAGUCACUUUCCUGAUGCAGAUAGAAAAGGAGUAUUCUUGUAUUGUUGUUUACUUUGUACAUGACAUUCAGUAUAAACCGCUAAGGCCUAAAGUAUUGAGACCAAUCAUUACUUAAAUAAAACACCAAUAUUAUAAACUACAGUGUAUUAGGGCAGCGUUUUACAUCAAUUUAAUAUGGACGUUGAGUAUAUAAAUAAACUUUUCAGUCAUUUUAAGGUGAAAUUUUCUACCAAUAGUAUUAAAAUAUGAUCGUUUGAUGCCAGGCUUAAAUAUGUAAAGUUACCAUAUUAAAAAUAAUCAUACAAUAUUCGUACUCGUAACUCACACACUUAUAAAUAAAUAUUUUUAAAAUUAAACUUGGUGCACUAAAAUUUAUAGAUAAUUUAUAGGAGCUUUUGCAGUUUGAUAUGAUAUUUAAAGUAAAAGAUCUGAACACUUAAUGCUACUUAUAGUUGUCUAUUGUACAGUUAUUAUAAAAUUUAGAAACUUAUUUCUUAGCAGAACUAUGCUCCAUUAGAGGCGGCACUUAACUACAGGAAAACCAUCUUGAUAGAACUUUUUGGCACAAAUACACAUUAAAUAAAUAAACUACAGCUUAAAAUAAAAAUCAAUUGAUGGAUGAUCAUUGCUAUUAUGUAUUUACAUUUAGUUAAAACAAGAUUGUAAACAUUUAGUUUAGUGCCUACUCAAACGAAGUAUAGAUUCUUGUCUAUCCCUGUUUAUAUCUAGGACUUCCAAUGAGGUACUUAACCUUUUUUGGUGACAUACCGUCAGUUGCACAAAGCUCCAUUAAAGUUAAAGCUUGUUUAAAUCUGUUGCUGACUCUUUCUUUGUCAACAAGAUAAAAAGUGUCAAUAUAUUUAAUGAAGCUUUAACUUUAAUGUAGCUUUGUGCAACUGGCGUAUAACACUGAAGUUUUUUGUACCCAUUUUUCUUCUGGCUGUAAUAAAAAAGGUUAAAUAUACCUGGAUAAAAUGAAUUAGUCUACUUAAAUAACGUAUUUUAAUGAACCAGUCUGAGCUUGUUAUCUUGCUAGGCCUAAUAUUAUUAUUACGGUAGUUUUAAGGCACCGCUUAUACACCAAUGACAUAAUAAUGCGUAAAUAUAAUGAUAAAAUAAGACUGUUGAGUAUCCCUGUAUUAAUUAUGAAGAACUUAUGAAGUUGUCUAUACAAAUUAAAUAAUCCAUUCAGGUAUUAAUUUGUUUUGUAUUUUUUUUAUGAAAUAAUAAUAUCCAUUGUUUUAAUACGCCAUGUAUAUGAAAAUUUUAAAAAUCUUGUCAUUAUCAUAGAUACUCUGAUUGACAUAAUUAUGUGGCUCUCUCAAUGUUGCCAUUUUUUUUUUAAUAUUUUCUGUGUCAUAUUUUACAUUCCAUCGGAUGUGUAGAAAAUGUGUAUAUAAUUUGUAAAUUUUUUAUUGCUAUAUUUUUUUAAGUUUUAAUUUUUACCUUUGCAAGACAAUUAUGCAAUUAUUAAGCUAUUAAGAGAUCGUUAAUGUAAUGUAAGAGGGACAUGCUUAUUUAUUUAUAAGGUAAACGUAAUGGCCUAUAAUAUUCGUUUAGUGUUAGUAAAUAGUAGUUUGUGUUAAUGUACAGGUCAUUGCUUAGAUUACGUUUUAAAUGUUCACCAAUUAGUAAUGGCGGUAACUCGAAUUAGAAGUUGCCAGUGCUAAAAAUAUUGCAAUGAAAUAAAUUACUUGCCAAAUUUCCUCAUUUAAUAUUGCGUUUAAAAACAUGAUUAAUGUCAGAUAGAUAUUUAAAAUCUCAAUAAACAAGGAAAGCAGAUUGUUUUUAUCCUAAUGUUUUAUAUAAUAAAAUAACCCAACUAGUAUUAUAUUGCACGAACUAGUUACCUUAUGAUUUCCUUAAGCAUAACUGACCAUGCGUCAUUUAAAAUUAUUAUGCCUUAACAAAGUCCAAUGGGGUGAUGAGAACGUCAUUAAAUACGGAAUUUAAGAUAAAAACAGAGUACAUUGGACUAAAAUAUCCGAAGGCUUAAAAUUAGAAUGUAUAUUAUAUCUAAAUUAAUGCUAGCUUUGAAUAUUGUUAAAAUGUGAUAAAGAAUUUUAUAGAUAAGUUUUGUGUGAAUCGGACUUCGAUUAUCAGGAAUGUUAUCCUCUUAGAAUGAAAUGUGUUUUAAUGAUAUCUUAAAUGAGUAAUUUUGAAUUAAUUUAAAAUGUAGCGUUAAGCUCUGUACUGUAGCAUUAUUUAAACCCAGGACCGUAAGUUCUAAUAUGAAACUGACAACGGUUUUCGUCAGUCGUCAAUGGCUAACUUCAGGGCAGCACUAUUAGAAAAUCCUACUUACGUAUGCGUGGAAACACAUUUUAUAAUAAGAGGAUAUAUUUUAUACCAAGUACCUAAUAAAACUGCCACAGCAUAAAACUUCGAUACGUAAUGUGUUCAAAUUAAUAACAGAGUUCCCACAGUAAUCAGUAAAAAUAUGUAUUUAGAUUGAUUUUGUGCCAAUACAUACAAUGGGAUGAAUAAUUAUGGGAAUUACACCAGUUUUUCUAAUAGUUAUUAAUCUAAGCAGAUUACGUGUCAAAAAAUAAAUUUACCAAUAGUUUUAUUUAUAUGUGUAUAUGCGUAAUGAAAUUAAUUAUAAAUAUUGUAAUGUACGUACUUAUAUGCAAAAUUAUUUAAUGUCAAUUUGAGAUGAUAUGAAUUUAUUUGUUAGUCAAUUAAAUAUUACACUGCAAUUGA
Helicoverpa armigera (cotton bollworm) is the source of this 5662-nucleotide messenger RNA. Its product is annotated as myotubularin-related protein 9. Gene Ontology annotation, molecular function: phosphatidylinositol-3-phosphate phosphatase activity. Lineage: Eukaryota; Metazoa; Arthropoda; Insecta; Lepidoptera; Noctuidae. The coding region runs from base 200 to 1870 and encodes 556 amino acids. Gene Ontology annotation, biological process: negative regulation of autophagy; phosphatidylinositol dephosphorylation. The record is from RefSeq and is a predicted model, not a curated record. Gene Ontology annotation, cellular component: membrane; cytoplasm. The transcript is spliced from 10 exons.